UGCUGCUGCACUCUCAGUCAGUGAUCAUGUGGCGCGCAGUGUUAACGGUCGUGUGCGCAGUGCUCGCAGUAGCGGCUGCGUACUACCGCUCUCCCAACCAGUACACCUGCGUAGACAUCCCCCGCAACCUGUCACUCUGUCACGGCAUUGGCUACGACAAGAUGAGGCUUCCGAACCUCCUGGACCACGACUCAGUCUCGGAGGUGACCCAGCAGUCCGUGUCCUGGGUGCCUCUACAGAAUGUCCACUGCCACCCCGACACCCAGCUGUUCCUGUGUUCUCUGUUCAGCCCAGUUUGUCUGGACCACCCCAUCUACCCGUGCCGCUCCCUGUGUGAGAAGGUCCGUAGGGGAUGUGAGGGUCGCAUGCGGACCUACGGGUUCCCCUGGCCCGAGAUGUUCCAUUGUGAUAAGUUCCCUGUGGAUAACGACAUGUGCAUCGCGUCCAGAACCUCUUCGGACCCGCAGCCAGGAGCUCUGAGUGUCUGGGCAGAUGGCCGGCAGCAGCUCCAAGUGUUUGACAGAAGAGUUUAUCCUCCCAAGCCAACUGUCACUACUCAACCCCCUGGUAGUCUCUGCAAAAUAUGUGAUCCUGUUGAAACAUAUGAAAAUAUUCUGGAUAACUUUUGUACGUCUGAUUUUGUUAUUCGAACCAGAUUCAAAAGAGUGCACCGAUCAAAACUUAGCUGCAAGAAGGUUAAGAUUCUCAAAAAAGUAAAACCUGGCAUAUUAAGUAAAAAACUGCGAAGGCCGAUGUUAACUUUAGACCCAUCAAGUUCGUGUUGUGAAGAUAAGGUGAAGAGGUACAAUAAGGAAAACUUUCUAGUCAUGGGUCAUAUACGAGGAUCAGAUCUGGUCCCGAGUUUCAUUAUGAGAUGGAUAGCGAAAAGUUCAAAGGUAUUUAAGAAGGCAAUCCGAACAUUCAAGAGUCUGAACUGCACUGACCCCAAGUUCAUCUCACAUUCAGUCAUCGGAGAAAAAUUCAACUUGGCUGACUUCUCUACUGCCGGACAUCCUAUCUUCACCCAAAAAGACAUUCACUUUCCAUUCUCGACUUCAGCACCAAAUAAAUAGACACUUGCUGUUAGAGUCAGUGUGGUACCAAAAAAGACAACUUUUAUAUUUGAAGAUUUAACUUUUUUUAAGGUUUAGAUUUUACCAGUGACAAAGACAUUUUUCUAUGACUUAGGGUAAAUAAAUACAGACAGUGUGGCAGGGUGUAUCAUGGAACGGUGAUUGUCAUAGCACAAAGACAUCCAGAUAAGUUUAGCGGCAACUUAGGACAGUUUGGAACAUGGUGUUUUCAAAGUAUAAGUGAAUGUUUAGCUUUAUCUCUCAAAAUUGUUUACUAUUAGUGAACAUCUACAUCCUAGUAUUGCAAUGCCUCAUAUUCAGGAAUCUGUAGAAACAUCACAAUACUCUCUGUGUGAAUAGUUUCAUUGCUUGUUAAGAUUGUGUUUGAAUGGAUACGCUAUGAUACAGAAUGUCAAGCCACACAGUUCAUGUGUUCUUUACCCUGAGUUAGUCCCUAUGCCUGUUAUUCGAUGUUGUAUACAUCUUUUGUGUGUUAUUAUAUAUUUUAUAUAUAUUUUAGAAUUUAAAUUAGAUGGGACUAACUUAGUGACAGUUAGUCUUAGUUUUUGGUGCCAAUCAAGUCAAGUUAUUAGUAUUUUGAGGUUUGAUGCGAAUAAAUACUUUAUACAACGUACACCCUGAGACCCAAAGAGACAGUAAAAAAAUUACAAAAAGCUUUCAAUGGAUUUAGCAAACACAUAUAUCAAAGUAAACUUUAUCUUUGUUUGCUAUUUUGAGUCUUAAUUAGGCUGUAAUUUCAGUAACAAACUAUUAUUGUUGUUUAAAAUGGAAAUUACACUAAACCAACAAAUUAAAAAUGAACAAUACAUCUUCAAAAUUUAAUUUGUAUAGUAAAGUGUGUCUUAAAGUUUAGAACUGAAACCAAACUGUUUGCUUUCAUAAAAAUGUAUGUAGAAUAAAUUGAAAAUAGUUCAAGUAAAACAUAUAUUAUCUAUACUAGCAAAAAGCCAAUAGCAAUGCCACGGUAAAUAAAUUGUUCAAAAUAACCAUUUGAAACUGACACCACAUAGACUAAUAAUGCCAAAGGUAAAGCCUAAAAGGCAGUAAAUUAAUGUAUAUCAAAUUCAUCACUAAUUUCAUAUACAAUUAAAUUAUUUAUUUAUCUUUUUUUAGAUAAAACUUUUUCAACAGUAAGAAAAACUUUAAUUUAUUCAGAUAAAAGUUUGAAAACUUGAAGUUGAAGACAGGUGUUCUAAUACUAAUCAAUAACUUUUUCAAAAUGUUGAAGAGGGUCUCUUUGUUUUAGUUCAUUAACUUUUACAAUACAAACAUACAAUACUUAAUCAGAAAAAUGUUGUUUGGUGUAUAUUUAACACAAUAGUCCUACAGAAAAACUAUAAUCUGUAUAAAUGAGAAAAUAUUGAAUUAAAUUUUUACACUCUG
Macrosteles quadrilineatus (aster leafhopper) is the source of this 2477-nucleotide messenger RNA. RefSeq names its product secreted frizzled-related protein 5-like. The record is from RefSeq and is a predicted model, not a curated record. The transcript is spliced from 5 exons. Lineage: Eukaryota; Metazoa; Arthropoda; Insecta; Hemiptera; Cicadellidae. Bases 27 to 1073 code for a protein of 348 amino acids. Gene Ontology annotation, molecular function: Wnt-protein binding. Gene Ontology annotation, biological process: canonical Wnt signaling pathway; non-canonical Wnt signaling pathway; negative regulation of canonical Wnt signaling pathway.